This is a messenger RNA of Phaedon cochleariae (mustard beetle), 2559 nucleotides long. Lineage: Eukaryota; Metazoa; Arthropoda; Insecta; Coleoptera; Chrysomelidae. The record is from the annotation of a GenBank genome assembly.
AUGAAGCAAGAAGGCAGGAGAGAAAAAUUCGUGGUAUGCUUGUGGAUUACAGAAGGAGAGCAGAGCGACGUCGAGACUUCUAUGAGAAAAUUGUAUGUGCUGAAAGCAGACCCUACACAGUUCUUGCAAGUACAUGGUCGACAAUGCAAAAUUCAUCUAGAUCCAAAUAUAGCUGCAGCGUCUGAUAGCGCUGUUAUGAUGCCUUGGCAAGGCCAAUCUGAUAUACUUAUAGAUCGCUUCGACGGUCGAGCUCACUUGGACAACAUUUUUGUCGUUACAGCGCCAGACGAACCAGAACUAUCACAAGAAGAUAGACAGAUGAAUUAUGAACGAUACCGAAUAAUUGCUCAGAAUUCUUUUUUGGGUAUACCAGAGGAAAAGUUUUUGAAACAGUUGCAUCUUGAGGAACAGUUCGGAUACACUGAAAUAAAAAGCAAAAGAGAAUCAAGAAAUGGUGGUGCCGCAAUCGGUUUUAAUUACGAGGAUAUAACAGAAGCAUACAAAAACAAUUACAAACUUGUAUGUAAGGAAUGUGAUAUUUCUGAAAAUCACAAUGAUGAUGAGUUUUAUUUGAAACUUAUUGAGGAGUUAAGAAUGGAAGUUAUGCAUAAAGACGAGACAAUUGAUAAAUUGAAGAAAAAAUAUGACUUAUUCUAUGAAGAAGCUAUAACUAUGGAAAACGACUUCGUGAGUAAAGUUCAAAAUCAUGAAAAAACUAUACAUAAAUUGCAAGAGAAUCUGAUGAAUCUCAAACGCGAAUGUACGAAUAAAAACAGUAAAGUUCUUAUCAGCAUCAAAACCCAGACGGAGAAAAAACAGACUGAACAAAAAAAGUUGGACACACAAAUAAAUGAUGAUUCUGAGGUUUUUGAUCAAACUGGUGAAUAUAAUGAUACAAUGUUGCCUAAUGAAAUGAAUUUACCUGAGGAUCAACCAAAUGAAACAAUUUCGAAAAUGAAAACUGUCAAACAAAAGAAGAAGGAAAAACCAAUGAAACGAUUAUCCAACAGAAGAAGAGAAUAUAAAGGAGAGAUGCAGAUGAUUUUGAGAAACAACAUCAAAAAACGAAAGAAGCAAGAAAAUGACAGCGCACUGGCGAUCAACAGUGUUGUAAUAGAAGAACAGGAGGCUAUGACUACUGAAAAUUUCGUUUCUUUCCCUGAUGAAAAUGUAUUCAAUAUUUCAAAUGACACAAGCUCUACUGUAAAUCCAGUUUCAGAAAAACUAAACCAACUAUCGCUCAUGGAAGAACUAGAGAACGUAAGCUGUCUCGAGAAUGUUGCAAGUGUUGUUAACAAUGAAUUCAUGAACACACAUAAUCUAAGGAUACCAGAUGAAUCAGAGGCACCACAUCUAUCCCUUCCACUGAGAAUAAUCCACAUAUGUGGAGACCAGUAUGCUUCAGGUUUUUCCAAGGUUCUUACCAAAAUUGAUAUCGAACAUAGAUGCUGUGUAUAUGAGAAAAUAGAAAACGUUGCAGAGAUCUCCGAUCUUACAAAAAAUGUAUUCGCCGAAACUAUGAACUACGAUAGGGAAGAUUUGAUAGUGAUCAUGUUCAGUACUAAAAAUGUAAGCAAUAGGCACUCUCUAUAUCAACUUUUAAAAAAUACACUAGGUCUCAGCAACUUCACCAACCUGAUAAUAAUAACAGAGUGUCAUUCUGUAGAUGACAAAAAUAUCAAUAGGAUUAUUUACAAUCGAAUCAAAUGUUUUAAACGGAAUAAUAAGAGCUGUUCCUUGACUCUUCUAGCUGGCCAAGAACAGAAAGGUACCUGCCAAUCCUUGUCACAGAACAAAGAUGAAGACUCAGAUGAUAAUGAUUCUGAUAGUGACCUAGAUGUAGAUUUGGCAAUAAAUGUGUCCAAAAUGGACCCAGGUCAAGCUCACGAUAUGAACAAACAUGGACGAAGUUACGGUAUGAGCUCAAAUGAUUUUUAUUCGUUCCUUACAAAUGAUUUGGAGGAAGCUGAGACUGCGCGGUUAGCCAGAGAAGAAGAGCAAGAAAAGGCCUUAUUCUCAGGAAGAAAAUCCAGGAGAGAAAGACGCUAUGCUGCAAAAACAUCUCCAUCCAUUCCGACCUAUCAAGAUAGUAAAUCAAGAUCUGCAUCCCCUGAGGUUCCAGGAAAGAUUACUUACAUAACAUCAUUUGGAGACGAUGCAGAAACCCUAGCGACUAGGAAAACAACGUAUGCUGAUAAAGUUAAAUAUGGAAAAUCCAAAAGAAAAAGAGAUGGGAUUGUUAGUACUGCUGAAAUUACAAGAAAAUCAGAUGAUUGGAGAAGCAGAGGUAGAUCUCCUGUUGAAAAAGUGAAACUAACAAAUAUGUCAACAAGAAGCAGAAGUAGAUCAUGCGAUAGAAGGAGCAGAAGUGUUUCCAGGCAUAGGAAAUUCAUGCUCAGAAGAAGUACAUCAAAAUCUAGGAGAACUAAUAGCUUAUCGACGCAUAAGAGUACAAGAAGGACUAUGUCUAGGAGCAGAUCGAGAUCCAGAAGAAGAAUAAGUCAAGAAGUAGAUCCAGGUCAAGAAGUAAAACCAUAUAUAGGUGAGUUAUCGACGUAA